Sebastes umbrosus (honeycomb rockfish) is the source of this 599-nucleotide messenger RNA. RefSeq names its product single-pass membrane protein with aspartate-rich tail 1b (gene smdt1b). Gene Ontology annotation, biological process: calcium import into the mitochondrion; mitochondrial calcium ion homeostasis. Gene Ontology annotation, cellular component: mitochondrial inner membrane; uniplex complex. NCBI's taxonomy places the organism in Eukaryota, Metazoa, Chordata, Actinopteri, Perciformes, Sebastidae. Bases 30 to 326 code for a protein of 98 amino acids. The transcript has 3 exons. The record is from RefSeq and is a predicted model, not a curated record.
CUACCUCUAUCACAUUACUGGAGAGAAAAAUGGCGAGUAUACUGCGGCUCCCGCUGCGACUUUUCACCCAAAAUGCGGCGAAAAUGAGCCGAAACACGGGCUCUAAAACAUCCAACAUAUCCAGGACGACUCAAAGCAGGACGUUAGUAUCAACGGCGUCGGGGGCAAUCCUACCGAAACCGGAUAAAACACCAUUUGGUCUUAUCCGCAUGACAAUAGUGGUGGUGCCUUUCCUGUAUGUGGGAACUCUGAUCAGCAAGAACUUUGCCGCUCUCUUGGAGGAGCACGACAUCUUUGUCCCUGAAGACGACGAUGACGACGACUGAGCCAACUCCAGAAAAUGAAUGGGUGCUUUGCAAUAUUGAAUGAGAGCACACCAGCCGGCUCAAGGAAGAAGGGGAAGAUGGGGCACUUUGACAUCUAAACACAUCCACCCAUCUCCUCCCUCUCUCGUCUGCUAUUUAGGUUGUUUUCGCUGAAUUCAUUUUUUUGGAAAUCUCAUAUCAUGUGAGGCUAUCAAAACUUAUAGUUAUGCCUUCACUCUUGUUUGCAUGUUUGUCUGUCAACUCAAUAAAGGGAGUCGAUUACACAUGGAUAAA